CUAGUGGAGCGAAAUUCGUAAACAGACACUGUAACACCUGGGUGUUUACUUAUUAGUUCUUAUAUAUUUCCAACGUCGUUUUGACGUUGACAAAUCACAUCAUGGUGAUUCUCGUGCAACUGGAGUUGAAUUACUUCAAAACAUACGUUAGAAAUCAUAUUUUAAAGUUUAAUGGAAAAUUCAUCGUCGUAACGGGACCAAAUGGAUGUGGAAAAUCCAAUCUUCAGGAUGCCAUUGCUUUUGUAAUGGGAGCCAAAUUAUCAGAGCUGCGAGUAUCCAGACUAGCAGAACUUCGCCAUCCGUCACAACCCCAAAGUGAUAAAAAUCCGGGAAACAGGACGUUUGUCAAAAUUAUCCUGCAGUCGAAUGACGGAAUGGAACUUUGUUUUCAGCGUUCUGUCGUUGAUUCUCAAAACAAAUACUCUGUGAAUGAUAAUGAGGUAACUUAUGAUGAUUAUGAAGAAGCACUGAAAAAAUUAAACAUUCAUACGAGAGUUAAAAAUUUCUUGAUACUCCAAGAUUCCAUCGACUCAAUUCUCAUGAAAAAUCCUAUUGAGCGAACAUUGAUGUUUGAAGAGCUGAGUGGCUCUAUAACAGACAAACCUAACUAUGAUAGAUUGAAAAGAACAGUGACAGAACUCACGAACGAGCAUCAAAUGUUGAUGAACACGAAAAAGUCCAUUGCUAAAAAAAUAAAAGAUUUACAGCUUUGCAGACGAGAAACUAUAAAGUUUCAACAAUUACUUGAGGAGAACCGAUUUUCAAAACUCCAACUUUUUUUGUUCAAUUUGCAUCAUACUAAACGAGAUUUGGACAGUUUGCAUUUGGAAGAGAGAAAUUUGAAAGACACGAUCAAAAAAUGUGAGAGGAAAAAAGAUAAGGUGGAACAUGAGUUGGCGAAAUUGAAGGAGGAUUUUGCAGAACUUUCAGAAAUAUGUGAAAAAAAGGAUGAAGCUUGUAAGCCAAAAGAACUCGAACUUAAAAAAAUGACCGAGGCUCUCGUGGAGAUCAGGGCAAGAAAAGAAUAUUUCCAGAAACAAGUCGACUCUAGUAAAAAAAUUUACGAAUCAGCAAAAAAAGCAGACGAGGCUCGAAAACAAAAUAUACAAGAGCUUGAAACUGCGCUGAAAGAAGUUCAGCGCGCAAAAGCCGAAUAUAUUGAACAACAUGUCAAUGUGUUAGGAAGUAAUAAGCAGCUUUCUGAGUCUGAGGUUCGGGAAUACGAAAGAUUGAAAAAUGCAGUGAGUGUUGCCUGCAUGACCAAUAAUCACGGAUUGUCCGCCCGCGAACGUGAAUUGAAAAAUCUCGAGGACAUUUAUAACUAUGAAAAUACGAAGCUGGUCGAGACGAAAGACACGAUUAAGCGUGUCAAAAUUCGAAAAGAAAAUAUCACGGAGCGUAUUUCGAAGCUACAGAAUUUCGUGGCCCAAGCAGAAGCUGAUUUGGAUAAAAAGCGCGCAGCGUACGAGCAGUUAACUACAAAAUUCACGUUCUCGGAAGGCGAAGUAGUAAGGCUGAGGGAAGAAAUUGAAAAAAUAAAUGAACAAAUUGGUGACAUGAAAGAAGACGAAUUCUGCUCGUUUCGAAGGACACACGAGAUUGUGAAGGAAUUACAAAAAGAAUUUCCAGGCGUAUACGGAUCUUUAGGUGAGCUGUGCAAACCAAUUCACGAACGCUACACCGUUGCCCUGACCAAAGUACUGGGAGCAAAUGUGGAUGCGAUAAUUGUAAACGAUGCGAAAACUGCUAGACAAUGCAUCAAAUAUCUCCGGGAUAAUAAAAUUAAAGUGUUUACUUUUUUGCCGUUGAAUCAACUCCGCGAAUGCAACCUGUUGGAUCAUCUCCGGGAUAUCAAUGAUCCUCCGAACGUGAAACUUCUCUUCGACAUCAUCAAAUUGUCACCGGAAAUUUCCAAAGCCGUUUUUUACGCAACGGGAAAUACUCUCGUUUGUGAAACUCAGCAAGACGCGUCGAAAGUCGCAUUCGAAAUGGCCAGAGGUCAUAACUGUGUUUCGCUUGACGGAUGCUAUUAUAAAAAAUCGGGUCUCAUAUCAGGCGGCAAUCACGAUCUUGUCAGAAGGGCUCAACGUUGGAGCGCGCAGGAGAAACAAGACCUGAAGAAUAAAAAGGAAAAUCUCGCUGCAAGACUCAAAGAAAUUUUGAAAGAAGCUCCGAAACAAUUUGAAAUAUCUUCGGCUGCUGCAACCAUCGAAGCAAUAAAAAAGUACUCGCAAUUUCCUCGACAAGACUUGAGCACAGCGUACAGAGAGCUAAGUGAAGUUGAAGGCGAGUUGAAGGCUCUCGAAGCGGAAAGGGCAGUCAGAGAGGAAAAAGUAGCCGGGGCUAAACGAAACGUUGAUCGAACACUGGAAACAUUGACCGAAUUGAGAUCGGACAAUGAAGUCAAAGAACAAAAAAUAUUCGCUCAAUUCUGCAUAGAAAUGGAAAUCCCAAAUAUUAACGUUUACGAGAACGGCAAAAGGUUGUACGAUGAAAAAAUAAGCGAGUUUGAUCAACAGAUUGACCGUAUCAUGAACCAAUUAUCGUACGAGGAGGGUCAAGAUACGGGCCGUAACAUUGAGCGAUGGAAGAGAAACUUCGAACAGAAACAAAAGGAAUUGGAAUCUGUGGUUGAAAGUGAGAUCGAUAGUAAAUCCUUGGUUGACAAAGCUAGAACAGAACUUGAACGCUUGAAACUCGAACAUCAGGAAUCAAUGACCGAAUCGAACAUGAUGAAAGAAAACAUUUCGGGAGUCAGAAACCAGUUGGCGAAGAUGUCGAAAGAACUCCUAGCGCUUUCUAAGGACCUGAAUAAACUUCAACAAAUAAUAGGCAAGAAGAAAGCAAAAAUUCACACUCUUCUCACGGAGGCAAAGAUAGAUGGCUUCUUGGUUGUGGAAAACGAUCAGACAGAAAAUUCCUCGCUGAGCCAACUUUCUGGUAGUAACACUACAACCUCGGACACAUCUCGGCUAGAAGCGAGUAUGGCAGUUGACUAUUCGAAAUUGCCCGAAGAUUUACAAAAUUUGGAAGGGGAAGAGGUUGAGGAAACGCUACAUAAAUUGAAAAAAAAAGUGAACGAUCAGCAAAAAGAAAUAGAUUGCAUGAGCGAUAUGAAUAUGCCACAAUCACAGCAGUUGCUUUUGCUUCAAGAGAAGCUAUCGGAAACGAACGAAAAGCUCAUUUUUAAUCGAGAAGCAUUGAAUAAAACAAAUGCAGAAUUUGAUCGUAUCAAAAUCAAUAGACUGAACAAGUUCAAUCGAUUUUUCGAUGACGCUUCGGAAAGAAUCGAUGCUAUAUACAAACAACUUAUGAGAAAUUCAGCGGCUCAAGCGUUUAUCUUAUCAGAAAAUCCGGAGGAACCCUAUCUGGCGGGAAUUCAAUAUAAUUGUAUCGUCCCAGGAAAAUCAUUUCAAUUGAACGACAACCUUUCGGGUGGCGAAAAGACAAUGGCAGCUUUACCUCUUCUAUUUGCCAUCCAGAGUAUAAAUAAUGGAGAACCACCUUUCGAAAUUUUCGAUGAAAUCGAUGCCGCGCUGGAUCAUUCUAACGCCAUGAAAGUUGUGAAUUACAUGAGAAACAUCAAAUCGAACCAAACAAUCUGCAUUAGCCACAAGAACGAAUUCACCGCUCAAGCUGACACCCUCAUCGGUAUAACUAGAUGGAUUAUCGACGCAGAAAUGCAAAGCGCAAUCUUUGGAUUGUCUUUGAGUUGCUAUCGCGGUCACAUUGGAAAAUCAAAACGAUAGCGAACAGGGAACUUUUAAAGAGCUUCGUUUUAGCUUUAGUUUUAUGUAAAAGAGUAGUUUCUUACGUUAGACGUACGAAGCCAAAAUAAUCGAAUUUUUUUACCGUAUUUGACGACUCCAAUCACCAUUUUUUCCGCGAAGGAAACACCGAAUUAAAUAUGAUUCGCAAUAACAAUUUUUAAAUCUUCAACUCGGCAAAGCUGAAUAUCCGAUAUUAACGGACAAAUUAAAAUCAUUGAAUAUUUUAUAGUAUUUUUCUUUUACUUCAUUAUAUUUUUCUUCAACUCCAAUUUUUAUACGGUUGGAGCGCCGAAAUUUCCAUUCUUGCGUUGGAUUUGAAUGAUUAUCCCGAUCACAAAACCAUAGGGGAUAGCAAAUCAAGAGAUUUGAGCUCGGCAAAGCUGAAUAUCCGAUAUUUUUAACGUACAAAUCAAAAUCAUUGAAUAUUUUAUUAUGUAGAACAUCGUUACAUUUUCCUUCACUCUCCAACUUCCAUACGAAUUUUCCAUUUUUGCGUUAGAUUUUAAUCGUUAUCCAGAUCACAAAACUAGAAAGGAUAACUGAUGGAGAGAUUUGAGAAACAAAACGCUUCACAUUCUUUGAUUCUGGAAAACCCAAUUUCUCAGGUUGAAGGUACUCUAAAUCAAAUAAUUGUAUGUAUUUCAUUUAACUUUAUUUAACGCAGAUUGUAAAUAAUAAACAGGAAUUUGAUUAUCGAAUAUAUAUGUAUCUAUAUAUUCAAGUAUAUAAGUAAAUUUUUUGGCUCUUAUCGAGCUAGGUUUAUGGGAGCGAACACGUGACACAGUGCUCGAAAAGCUAAUGAGAAAAGAAUACAUGAUUUGACUUUGUGCUACGAGAAAUCCGUAAAAUAAGUGAUUUUCAAUGAAAAUUUAAUUCGAGUAUUUGCUAUACACUUUGAGAUAAUAAAUUGGCACUGAAAGCUACAUCAGCGAAAAGGAGUAGGUAGAGCAGGGGUUGAUAAGUAACUUAAUAAUUGGGUUCAAGGACCGAGAAUACCAGACGAUAUUUGAUCGUAAAAUCACAUUGAUUUCAAUGAACCGAACAAUAUAUGCAAAUAUACAUGUGUCAAUUUAAAUAUUCACAUAUAUAUGUACGUAAUAUUUUUCCUUGUAUUUGGGCCUUAAUUUCAUUUUUUCAACGUACAGUGUGCAAAAUGAAAAGAAAAUAAAAACGUGUCAGCAAUCAGUUA
This is a messenger RNA of Venturia canescens, 4959 nucleotides long. Its product is annotated as structural maintenance of chromosomes protein 1A-like. Bases 102 to 3749 code for a protein of 1215 amino acids. Lineage: Eukaryota; Metazoa; Arthropoda; Insecta; Hymenoptera; Ichneumonidae. The transcript has 19 exons. Gene Ontology annotation, biological process: sister chromatid cohesion. Gene Ontology annotation, cellular component: cohesin complex; chromosome; nucleus. The record is from RefSeq and is a predicted model, not a curated record. Gene Ontology annotation, molecular function: protein binding; ATP hydrolysis activity; ATP binding.